GCCGUCGCGUGUGUUAGUUGUUUGUACACAUAUCAAAUUUCAACACGAAAUUUUGAUUUUGUCGUCGCAUUGUGAAGUGUAUCGUGCUUUUAUUGGUAAUUGCAUUUAUUUUGUGCUUGUUAUGUUAUAGUGUUUUAGUUGUGUUUCACAUUUUGCAACGGUUUAUAACAAAAUGUAGAUAGAAAAAGUAGGGCGCGUCUACUUUUACUAAAGUACGAUGUCUGUUGACCAGGCGUCCCCAUUGGUGCCUAUCAAACCUCAGAUCGCAUUGCAGAACAGUGCCUUUAUAAAGAACAGUCAUAAUCGAAGUAGCUUCUGCGGGGCCACGCCAUCCCCGACUAACGGGAACCGAACGUUCAAAACUUUCGCCGUAAAUCGAAAGAGUUGGAGUGGAAACGUAAGUCUUCCACUCCAGCAGUUCCUAGAGGAGCCUCCGCAGUUGGGUACGUUCCGAUCGGGAACCGGAACUUUUCCCAGAAAUCGGGAGCGAAACAAUAAUACUUCAAAUGGAAUAUUAACACCUAACGGGAACGUGCAGACGUUUAAAGGAAAUGAAGUGAGAAGGAGCGGAUGCUCUAACGGCCGACGGUACGCGGAGAUCGGAAACUGGAACAAAAGAAAUGCAACAUUCUUAGAACCACAUUUGCAAGGUGUCAGACGGCGAGACAGUCGAAGCUCGGAUUCAGAACACGAGAGGUCCACUGAAGAUGACGAGAGGUCACUCAUACGCUCCUCUCCAAGAAGCAGACAUCCACCCCCUGACAAUGAACCGCCACCGCCGAUGAAGCCAAGGGAGUUCUUCGAAAGAUUACAAAGUCAAGCAAUGAGAGAGAUUUCAGGGAAGACGAAACGAGACCAAGCAAUCAAAGACGCGAACCAACUGUUUCGACCGCUGGAUACGGACGGCAGCUUGGUUGAUAGUCUUAGUCAGAGCCGAGAAAGUCUGUCAUCAGAUGGUGAGGGUGCAAAAGGCGACUGCUCCUCAGUGGGGACUUCGGGGUCUGAUUCCGAGGAACAGCCACCAUGCGACAUUGGUCUACUGGAGCGGCUGAUACGGACCCACCCAGUGUGGUUUCUGCCUGGUAUACAAAGAGCGGGUGCAUUUCACCUCUUGCAGGGAAAAGAGGAAGGGAACUUCGUCGUCCGACAAUCUAGUCAGCCGGACACAAUGGCGAUAAGCGUCCGUCUGCCGGCCGACAAAGGACCGUACAUUGAGCACUACCUCAUCCAGGCUUCUGCCGGUCGUAUCGGCCUGGAGACGUCCGCAAAUCGCUUUGAUAAUAUACCUGAGCUGAUUGCACACUAUUCGCAAUGUUGUGACGAGUUACCAGUUCAGCUCCAACUGCCGAGGCCGUUAAGAGAUGCAAAAAGCAGACACCAGCUUAGUUCUCUAGCGCUCCUAGGCCAGGAGUUCUGGGGAUAUCCAAUGGCGAAUCCAAAGAACACGAACGUAUUGUCCCCUGGGCAGCUGGCGUCCGGCGUUGUCCCGAUGGCUAUCACUCCCUCGGAUACAGGAUCUAGUCUAAGCAGUUUUAAUCCAAAUACGAAUUCCAAGGAGAGAAUAUUUAAUCCUGACAAAGAGAAUGAUAUUUUAAAAAUGUCUGUAGACACAUCUCCAACGCACACUUUGAGUACAUUUAAAGGGAAAAGUCCUCCUUCACCGCCAGCGAAACCUGGGUCUUUUGUGAGGGCUCCGAGACCCACUCCCCCUAAUACAUUAAAUCUCAUGACUAGCACCGCGCACAUAACACAACCGCAUACAUUCCCCACCACAAAUCCCCCCCAACUCUCCCCCACACACUCUAAGUCCACACCGCCCCCUCCUCCCCCUCGUUGGGCCAAACCGCCCUUUCCCAAAAUGUCUAACUGCGAAUCCCUAGCUUUCAGUCCUAUUAACAAAUCAAACGGAAUAACUGUCACCACGACAGUGACGUUUAGCGUCAAUAAUACACAGAUACACAAUCACCAAAUAAACGAGAAUAUUCAAAGUGACAGACUGCAACUAACGCUUGCUAAUACCGACAAUGCAUUCAACCUAGAGUCAACUAAGGGCGAAGCGAUCGAACAGAGUAUGUUGCAUCGUUUAUCGCCAGAAGGAGAAUGUAUAAGUACAAUGACAGCUAGCUUACACGGAAGCUUUAAAAGACAGAUAGAGACAGAGGCCGGAUCGCCGAAUGACCAAAACACAGACAUAGACACCGGAGUUAAUACUUUUACCAAAUCUUCUAGUAGUUUCGCUCCCAACCAGUUAGUUUCCCCCAACGGAACCAAUUCGGUUACUAGUGGUAUCUUCUCCCCCACCAGUCAAAUUAAUUCACCCGUCUCCAACGAUACAAUAUCGUCCAAAAGCGGAGUUUUCUCACCCGUAAGUCAAACCAAUAAGAGUGAUAUUUUCUCUCCUUUAUCGAGGAGUUCACCCGUGUCAAACAAAAAUGUUUUCUCCCCGACAUCGAAUGUUAUGUCCCCUAUGAGUGGUCGAGAAAAGAUAUUAUCUCCCAAUACAAAUACAGCGAGUACAACGCCCUCUGGUCGGUCGAGGAGAAGUAAACACUCCCUUCGAAAGGAGUCCAGACAUUAUCAGGAGUCAGACAUCCUCGAAUCGCCGGGUGUGUAUUGUCGUAGCUCUUUAUUGGAUAAAGUGAGUGAUUAUGAAGACAUAUGGGGCCCAGAAGGCAACAAUUGCACGACAUUCAAACCUAAGACUGAUAACGAUAAUAUAAAUAAUGGUUUAAUGAAAAGCAAGAGACCUGAUUUACUACCGGACACAUUGCCUAAACUAAUCGCUGCGAAAAGUACACAAUCAAUACUCGAUAAAGAAAAUAUGAUUCUAUUGACAUCAUCAGAUAGUUUAGAAAAGAAAAAUUUGUCUGACAACUCAUUGAAGAAGAGCUUCAAUGGAUCGAACGAAAUUAUAGCGACGACCAAUAGUAAAGGUGACGUGAUACCAAAAAGACCGGAUAAACUGAACAUCGCUUUGAAUAUGAAUAAAAAAUUGACUGAGGAAAUCGAAGCUGCCUUAAAGAAUAAGAAUCAUACGACAGAGAGUAUGGAGACUGUUAAGUUAGAAGACGAUUGUACGAAUGGGGAUGAGUCUGAAAAAGAUAACGCCGGCAGUCCUUUCUACGCCGACCCUGUGGAUACGCUAAAGGAGGCAGCAAUGUUGCCAGUGCAAAGACGAAAGUUGCUCAGAGCGGGAGUGAGUUUGUCACAACGGUACUCUGAGCCGCCUUCUCAGAAUCACCCUUAUUAUCCAUUGAGGGAUAUGCAUAGUAUAGAGGAACUGUCUCCAUCUUCCCCAAACACAUCAACGUCGGUAGACAACCUGGUGUCUCUUCGAACUAAGCCUAAAAUGAAACCAGUGGAACCUCCCAGGGUUGCGGCAAAGCCUCCUAAUGGGAAGGAACAGACGUGGGCUGUUGAUUCUAGUUGGCAGUUUAUAAACAAGAACGAUGAAGGUGGUGAUAGUGGAACAUUUCCAUCUCUGGCAGAACAAGAAACGAAGCUCAGUGCUGAUGAAGCUCAUCUCUCUGUACAUCAAGUGGUUGCUCAAAGAUUUCCAGAACUCCGUUUGACAUCGGAGCCGACCAGUCUUCCCGAGGAAGUGAGAUCUCCGCCGCGGGCGUCUUGCUAUGACAACGUUCAUGACUUGAGACCACUAUCCGAACAGGCUAGCGAUGACGGCACGGUAUUCUCUGAACCCUGGGACAGUUCUCAGUGGGAUGGCCUUUUACCCGUUAAUGGACAAUCACAAUUUGAAAAUGAGGAGGUUUGUGAAUGGGAGUCCCCAAUACCACGUCGAGGACCGGCGGCUGCAGCGAGAGCCAAGAGUUUCAGGGACCGACUAGACCCACUUCUAGCAGCGGGACGAGUACGCGCCCUUCGGGGCGGACGUACGUCCCUUGGGGCAGGUGCCGCCCUCAGAGCGUACGCCUUACAUUUAGCCCAAGACAAGAGUACCACAUUUGCUCAAAACGUCGAUAACUUCAUUGCUUGUACGUUGGACUCGAAAGAAACUUGCCCACAGGUUAUGAUGCGGAAUAUGCGUCAGUUCAUGUCGGGAAUGAAGAACUAUCUCGUGAAGCAUGGCGAAAGAGAGUUUGAAAAAGAAGUCGAGAAGGAAAGGCUUAAGCUGAAACCGACAGAAUUCCUAAACAUCGACGCAAUAUUAGAAGGCGUUAUGCAUCGACUUGUUGUACGACCUCUACGCUCUAAGCUGUAUACAUUGCUGGCAUCAUGGCAUGCAACCGAUGUUCGACAACUUCACGCGGCAAUAGAACGCGCGCAACACGCUACGGCCUUGCAAUUAGGGGUUAAGGAAUCUACAAAAGUACCGUCAUCAGCAGUGCUGGCAGUUAUCUCAAAGCAUUUUCUCAAAAUGCAAGAAGCAGAUUCGCCUUUGGACAAACUAGAGAAUCUCCUUGCAGCUAUAUCUGCCAUGUUCAAUGCGAUCCGUGGCGAGCGAGCAGUUGGUGCAGAUGACUUACUCCCAGUAUUAGCAUGGUGUGUGUCACGUUGCCGGUUAGUUUGUGCUGAACUGGAGGCUGAACUUAUGGCCGGGUUACUUCCACCCGCAUUGCUGGCUGGAGAAGGAGGUUAUUACCUCACUGCACUCUUCUCGGCGGUCGCCGUACUAAAAAGAUUAGCGCCCGAGGCGGGAUCAGAUAGCAGUGCUUCGUGUCGCCGCGGCUCCGAGUGUAGUAAUCGCGAGACAGCAGCCGUUGUGCGAGUGGCCUUGCCGGACGAGUGUCGCGGAUGGAUCCGUCGCGUGGCGCUUCCGUGUCGUCCGGCGGCUCGCGUCCGCGAUCUGUGUCGUGCGUUGGCGCACGCCGCCGCCAUUACUAAUCCGCAAGACUACGCUCUUUUUGCAUUGCAUGACGGACAUGAAACAAUGCUAAACGAAAACGACUGCCCACAAGAAGUAAUGUCAGAGAAAAGUGGUCAGAACUUCGUGCUUGCGUACAAGAGGAUAGAUGCGAAAAUCGCGUGGCCGCAACAGGCUCUACUUUCAUACCCAUAAAACAAAACCAAUCUCACUUAUGAAACUGAAUUUAAUAAUCGUAAGUUCAUCUCGUCUUGCUCAUUAUUAAUGUAAACUGGAUGAAUAUAUUUUUGUCGAGAAUGUAUUUUCUACGAUAUUAAUCAAUUUGUAGCUUCGUUCCCGGUGGAUAUUUGUUGGCGAUUGCGUAUAUCCAAUUCUAAAACAUAUAAAGCUAAUUUGAGUAAUUCUCGAAAUCGAUUCAAAUCAACGAUUAAAACUCUUCUAUAAAUAAUUCGAUAAUUGAUUAUAAUAUUUGAUUAUCGACGUUCGAUCGCCGACAAAUUCCUCGCGAGGUAGAGAUAUAUCUCUUUCUAUUUACGCCCAUUCAUAAAGUAGCUUUUUUACCUAAUUAGCAAGUAAGGUCUCGUAAUGACUGAAUGAUUCAUCACCGUUUACAUUUCGUUAGUAGUGACCAUUUAUUUAAAACCUUAUAAAGGUAUCAGGUGUAUGUAUGUUCCUAAAUUUCGUGUACUCUGACCGCUCACCAAAUGCGCAUCGUAGUCUCUUAAAGAUCAUUUUCAUACUAUUGUUUAUUGAACUGUGAUGUAAUUUGUAUUAGUAACGUAAGAUUUGUAUUAAUUUUUGUAUAUUCGUAGAGUUCUUAAUAAUAAUUUAUUAUAGCUUAAGUACCACUCAGUGCUAGAUUUAUUUGAUUAGGCCUAAUUUGUGUCUCAACUAAAAUGAAUCUUAAUAAAAUGCUUUGUUAUUUAAACCGUAAUUGUAAUCCUAGUCACGUUUUAACUUAUUUAUGGUUUAAAUAGUAUUUUAACAUUUGCCAAUUUCUGCCUGAGAUUUAAUAUAUUUUUUCGAGGCUUUAGCGUUUCAGACAAGCUAUGAUCUGCGUCAUUAUAAUUGUCGAGAAUUAAAAAGCCUAUUAGCGGAAGCCGUAAUAUUUUUUUUUAUGAAGUACUUACGUUUUCUAUUGUACGAUUGUAAUAGCAGUGAUUCUGACAUAGAGUGAUAUCCGAACAUUUAGAUGUAGUCUGAAGCUAGAUCCCCGUGCUACGAAUGUUUGUGUGUCUGACUGAAAUCGUUUUUAAAUAUUAACUUUAUAAUUGUACUAAAAUCUCUUUAACAUUAUGGGUAUCACUCGUACAGCGUGUAUUUUAUCUUGUAUUUAAUGUUAGAUAAUAAUUUCAGUCAUUGUCAAAAUAAAAUGAUUUUUACCAAU
Molecule: messenger RNA, 6209 nt
Organism: Pieris rapae (cabbage white)
Lineage: Eukaryota; Metazoa; Arthropoda; Insecta; Lepidoptera; Pieridae
Gene: spri
Product: protein sprint
Exons: 24
Coding region: 218-5017 (1599 amino acids)
Biological process (GO): signal transduction; vesicle-mediated transport
Cellular component (GO): endocytic vesicle; cytosol
Molecular function (GO): guanyl-nucleotide exchange factor activity; small GTPase binding
Source: RefSeq, a predicted model, not a curated record